Pestalotiopsis fici W106-1 is the source of this 2982-nucleotide messenger RNA. RefSeq lists its product as uncharacterized. The record is from RefSeq and is a predicted model, not a curated record. The coding region runs from base 1 to 2982 and encodes 993 amino acids. Lineage: Eukaryota; Fungi; Ascomycota; Sordariomycetes; Amphisphaeriales; Sporocadaceae. Gene Ontology annotation, molecular function: transcription coregulator activity. Gene Ontology annotation, cellular component: SAGA complex. Gene Ontology annotation, biological process: regulation of transcription by RNA polymerase II. The transcript is spliced from 2 exons.
AUGGCCCCCGUCGCGACAAGCACUCCGAUCCCCGUGCCCAACCUUGGCCUCAACACCACCACCAAGAUCAAGCGCCCACCUCCGCCAGGCAUCCAAACAAAUGGAAAUGCUGCCUCAUCGCGCUCAUCACCGUCCAUGUCCCCGUCCAUGUCGGCAAAGCGGACUCCGACUGGUGGUAACAAGGCCCAGCCAACCCCGACUCCUGCAACGGCAAAUGGCGCCCCCCGAAGUGCGUCCAUUCGACAACGCCGCGAGCAAUCAAUACAAGCUGGUCUCGCCGGUCAAAGAAACGGACGAUUGAACGCGCUACGGUCGGCAAGUCUUGCGGCUGAUGGCAUCCAAGGCCAUUCGUUGGAGCCACGACCCGAGGUCAUCACUAGUCAAUACAUUCUUAAAAAGCACAGCGGCAGCCCGCCGUCACUAAUCGUACAUCUUCAUCCAGCCCAUUUCCGUUUCGAUCAGCAGGACAGUAUUUUCCCAUACAAGUCACCCAUGCGGGUACUCCUCGAUCACUUUCGCUCGAAAACUCUUCCGCACGACAUAUUACCUUACUUUAUUGAGCAGGGCGUCGUGUUUUACGAUGGGUGUUUGAUUGUUGAAAUACAUGACCACAAGUCACCAGCAGAAGCCAAGGACGUUGCGAGACCAACCUCGGCUUCCAGCAAGGACACGCCAUUUUCAAUACACAACUAUACGCCCUAUAUUACACCAUCACCACAUGCUCCUUAUCCUAAAGAAAACACUGAUCCGCCGCAAACCUCGGCCACGUCGGAUAAUGCCAAGGCAACCGAUGAUGGCGAAAACAAGGAAAGCAUGCCGGCGCCUGCUGUUCCUGAUGUGCAAAAGAGCAAAGGCCCAGUGAAACCCAAAAAGAUCACGAUUGUCCUGCACCCGACUGCUCAGAGUCUGCACACCGAUCUGAUGCUCAAAGCAACCACACCCCAGGGCGCUGCCGAUGGAAAUGUGCCACCAACACCCAUUGCGGCCGUGCCGCCUACUCCAACAGCAGCCGCCAUGCCGCCGCCUGCCAAGAAGCAGAAAAGGGAGCGUAUGGAACUGGAUGGGAAGAAUAUACAUGCCGUCGAGAGUCAGAUCCUCCUGGCAACAGCUGAACCUCUCCACCUCGAACCGACCAAGAAUUCGCAAGAGCUCAUUCAGCUUCUUGAUACCAUGACAGACGAGAAGCAUUCCGAGGAUCCACCGAAACCAAAGACACGGAAGCGGACCGUGGCAGAACGUGCUGCCGAGGAGGCGGCUGCUGCCGAACAUGAAAAGUUCAUGCUUACAUAUGAUGAACGCCUAUCAUCCACUGCUAGUGGCGCCCAAGGUAGUGCUGAUGGUGCCGCCGCGUCUGGCCAGUCCGUUCCGGCCGAUGUUCGCUUUGAGAGAUUUAAGGUUAUCGAGGAGAUCAAACGCGAACAUGCCGAGAAGAAGGAACAAGAAAAAGCCCGCCAGGCUGAACAGGAGCGCAAAUUGGCACUCCAAAAACAGGAGCAACAGGCUCAGCAAGCUCAGCUUGUGGCUAAUCGCCAGCAAGAAGCCGCCGCCGCCGCCGCUGCCGAGAAGGCCCGCAGAGACGAAGCCGAACGCCAGCAACGAGCUCGUCAGCAGCAACAGCAACAGCAAGAAGCACAGCGCCGUGCCCUGGCGCAGUCGCAAGCUCAACAAGUCCAGGCUCAGGCCCAAGCCGCAGCCCAAGCCCAAGCUCAAGCCACUACGGCACAGUCACCGCCUGCCAUGCAGCAUCAACUAUCCCAAGCGUCUCAUGGCCAUCCUACACCGGGUCCUAUGCCCAACACCUUGCCACAACAUCGCUUCCAGGGCGUCUCUCAGCCACCGGCCUCGUCUCCUGUGGUUCGUCAAAAUACUCCAAUGAACAUAUCGUCGCCCAUGGUACCGGCCGGCAAUGUCCCUAUGCAACACUCAAAUUCUGGCAUGGGCGGCAGCCCCGCGCGGCCCUCGUCUGUUGUGCAGAACCAUCCAAUGUCGGCCCCCAUGGCUGUCACCAUGUCUGCUAGAAACAGUCAGCAGAGUCAUGCCGCUGGCACGCCCAGAAUGCCGAGUGCCACUCCACAAAUGCCCCAUGGAACUCCCAUCAACCGCCCCAUGCAGACACCUCGCAUCCCACAAGCCAGUUCGCCGCCUGUCAUGAUGGGCCAGACUCCAAACAUGCCAAUGGUUGGACAGCAGCCGACGCCUGGAUCUAUACUCCUAGGUGGGCAAAAUCACAUGCAAAAUCCCAACUUUGCUGCGGCCCGUAUCAUGGAGCAACAGCAGCGACAACGGAUAUAUCAAGAACAGCAACGAGCGCUGAUGACCAUGCAGCAAAAUGCCAUGAUGCAAGGACAGACACCCCAGCAGAUGAUGCAAAUGCAGGCUCAACAGAGGUUCCUAGCGCAGCAAAUGGCACAGAAUGGAAACAAUGCUCAGAUGCUGAAUGGCAACCCUGCCAUGGGUAAUGUCCAGAUGAACCAGUUGCAAAUGCAAAUGCAAAUGCAACAGCAGCAGCAACAGCAGCAAAUGCAAAACUCAAUGGGCAACCCAAAUAUGGUCAACAACAACGCCAUGAAUAACAUGGCCGGAACAAACCCUGCCCAACUAGGACAGUUGAAUCCAAACCAAAUCGCGGCAUUGCAGGCACAGAUUCAGCAGCAGCAACAACAACAACAGCGUGCAGGCCAGCAGCAGCAGCAUAAUGUGCAGGCGAACCCGAUGGCGGCAGCGAUGCGGAGCCAGAAUUUACAAGCCGCCGUGCAAGCCAGACAACGAAUCAUCUACCAACAAAAUGUUGGUCAGCUGGUGGCAAAAUAUGGCAACCUGCAAAGUGUACCUCCAGAAGUGCAAACACAAUUCCACGCCAGCUGCCACCAAAGGGCUUACCAACAAGUUCAAGAGAUGGUGCGUUCCCAGCAGCAGCAGCGACAGCAGGCAAUGUUGCAACAAAGCAUGCAAAAUGGUAUGAAUGGAGGUAUGAGCAUGUAG